CAGACAUUGAUUCUUGAGUUCCACGAGGUACAGCGCAGCGCGACGCAAUGGUGGAGCUGCUCCCUGUGGGUUUCAUGGACUGGCUGGCGCUGGCUGUGGCUGUGGCGUUAUACUACUUUCUUGUCGAGCAGCUGUCAUACCGCCGCAAGAAGGGGGCCCUGCCAGGCCCGUCGUUGGUCGUGCCGUUCCUCGGCAGCAUCGUGCCCAUGAUACGAGACCCGGCCGGGUUCUGGGACACGCAGGCGGCCCGGGCAAAGAAGUCCGGUGCCGGGCUGGCGGCUGACUUCGUGGUCGGCCGGUUCAUCGUCUUCAUCCGCGACUCGGAGCUAUCCCAUCGCGUGUUCGCCAACGUCCGCCCCGACGCCUUCCAGUUCGUCGGCCACCCUUUCGGCAAGGACCUCUUCGGCAUCUUCUACCUGUUCGGCGACGAGCACAAGGACCUGCGCCGCAGGAUGGCGCCCAACUUCACGCCGCGCACUCUCUCCACCUACGCCGCCGUCCAGCAGCGCAUCAUCCUUGCCCACAUCCGGAGGUUGCUAGACCGGAACCGGAGAUCAGUCGCGGCGCCGAUACAGGUGACCUGCCGCAACAUAAACCUCGAGACCUCACAGACGGUCUUCGUAGGGCCGUACCUCACCGAGGAGGCGAGGGAGAGAUUCGACAAGGACUACGCCCUCUUCAACGCGGGUCUCCUGGCAAUGCCCGUGGACCUGCCCGGGUUCGCCUUCAGACGCGCGAAGCUGGCCGUGGCGCGGCUGGUGCGCACGCUCGGGGAGUGCGUGCGCCAGAGCAAGGCACGGAUGCGCGCCGGCGGCGAGCCGGAGUGCCUCGCUGACUACUGGAUGCAGGCCCUGGUGAAAGAGAUCGACGCGGCCGCGACGCCUCCCGUGCACACCGAUGACGUGGAGCUUGGGGGGUUUCUGUUCGACUUCCUCUUCGCCGCCCAGGACGC
Molecule: messenger RNA, 952 nt
Organism: Triticum dicoccoides
Lineage: Eukaryota; Viridiplantae; Streptophyta; Magnoliopsida; Poales; Poaceae
Product: cytochrome P450 710A11-like
Exons: 1
Biological process (GO): sterol metabolic process
Molecular function (GO): iron ion binding; monooxygenase activity; heme binding
Source: RefSeq, a predicted model, not a curated record